Molecule: messenger RNA, 3192 nt
Organism: Coniosporium apollinis CBS 100218
Lineage: Eukaryota; Fungi; Ascomycota; Dothideomycetes
Exons: 6
Coding region: 1-3192 (1063 amino acids)
Biological process (GO): lipid metabolic process
Molecular function (GO): protein binding
Source: RefSeq, a predicted model, not a curated record
AUGCCCAGCAAAGACCUCCGCCUUCUCGCCCUCGACGGCGGCGGCAUCCGCGGCUUGUCGUCGCUCAUGAUCCUCGAGCAGCUUAUGCAGACCAUCGACCCGGACUCGCCGCCGAAGCCUUGCGAAUAUUUCGACAUGAUUGGGGGCACGAGCACCGGCGGGCUUAUUGCGAUCAUGCUUGGCCGGCUGCGCAUGGGCAUCAACGAGUGCAUCGACGCUUACCUUUCCCUGUCAGACAGGGUCUUUCGGAAGAAGAGGCACCGUGUAACAAUGAAGGGCCAGAUUCAAGGCAGAUUUGAUUCGGACGAGCUGGCGAGGGCCGUCAAAGAGAUCGUUAAAAGGCAGGGCCUGCAGGAGGACGCGCUGUUGAAAGACGCGCCGGAUGCAAGCUGUAAAGUCUUUGUGUGCGCAACAAGCAAAGAGACCAGCGAGACUGUCUGCCUCACCAGCUACAAAUCACCGCGUGGCGGGGACGAUCUUCUGAAUACCGCAAAGAUAUGGGAAGCCUGCCGCGCCACAUCAGCUGCGUCCUCGUUCUUCGAUCCCAUCUCGAUUGGGCGGUACGGCGAAGAAUUCAUCGACGGUGCUACAGGGGCCAACAACCCAGCUUUUGUACUUUGGAACCAAGCUCAGGACAUCUGGGGACCUGAGCCGCUUGAGAGGAACACUAAAUGUCUUGUGUCCAUCGGCACCGGGAUUCCGUCUCUGAAGCCCUUUCGGGACGACGUCUUCCAUAUCGGCGAGACGCUCAUCGCGAUUUCCACGGAGACGGAACAAACCGCAGAAAGGUUCCGCCGAGACAAGUCGCACCUGGAUACCAAUGGUCUGUAUUACCGGUUCAACGUAGUUCGUGGGCUGGAAGACGUCGGUCUGGAAGAGUCAAAGAAGAGGAAAGAGAUUGCUGCCGCCACUCGGCGCUAUGUCACAUCCCAAGACGUGUUCAAGCAAAUGCAGACAUGCGGAAACAACCUUUCGGGGAGAGAAUACUUCGGACACUAUCAAACGCCCUUCAGCUUGCACGGUGUACCCAUUGUGCACGAGUUUGUUGACCGACCGUCAGAUAUGGCUGAGAUCGAGCGAGCUCUUCUGCCUGGGAGACAUCAUCGCCGAAAAAAGAUCUUCAUCGUCCAUGGCCUUGGCGGUAUGGGCAAGACGCAGCUCGCAGUGAAGUUUGCCAGAAAGCAUCACCCGAGAUUCAGCUCUGUGUUCUGGCUCGAUGGACAAACUGAGAACAGUCUGAAGCAAAGUAUUGCUAAUUCUGCAAGCAGGGUUCCGGAAGGCCAGAUAGCGGAGGCAAGUCGAUCAUACUCGACGAGCGGCGACGGCGAUAUUAACGCAGUUGUCAAAAACGUGUUGGGGUGGCUGACCAAUCCGGACAACACUGAGUGGCUAUUGAUCUUCGACAAUGUCGACCGAGACCAUCAACAGCGCGAUGCUGAUCCUAAUGCAUACGAUGUCACACACUACUUCCCUGGAGCCGAUCAUGGGUCAAUUCUGGUCACAACCCGUCUUGCCUACCUGGAACAGCUUGGUGCAUCGCGGGGGCUGAAAACCGUUGACGUGCAUCAAGCACACGCCAUAUUCCAGAGUCGGUACGGAAGAAGUGUUGAUCAGGCGAAGAGCGAAGAGCUGUUGAGCCUACUCGACGGCCUGCCGCUAGCACUUGCACAGGCCGCUUCGUACCUGCGAGAGACCGGUAUUGACUUUGCAACAUACAUCAAGUUCUACAAGCAACAGUGGAAAGACCUCAUGGAAUCACGAGGCCAUGCCGGUACGCCACUUCACGACUACCCCAACCGCAGCGUCUGGACCACGUGGACUAUCUCCUUCAAUUCAAUCCGGACGAAAAAUGAGGCCGCCGUAAACUUACUACUGCUUUGGGCUCACCUUGACAACAAAGAUCUAUGGCACGGUCUUUUUGCGGGUGCAUGGCAGAGAAUAACUGAUUUCGCAGAUGAAGAUUCUGCAGAGUAUGUGCCAAAAUGGCUCCGAUGCAUGGCGAGCAACGAACUCAAAUUCAUCGAGUCUAUCCAGCUAUUGCGCAACUACUCCCUGAUCGAGGACAUGGAAGGCCUACCCAGCUAUGCCACUCAUCCUGUCGUCCAUAGGUGGGCAUUGUACUCGCAAGAUGAAGACACACGAGUAAUUCUAGCUCGACUGGCGGUGAUCGUCGUAGGGUGGGCCCUGCCAAACACUGUCACCAAGGAGUACCCGGCUAUGCAGCGUCGACUCUCCACUCACGCUCAGUGGUGCUUGCAAUGGAUUCCAAUGAGCGUAACAAACAGAAGCGACCGGAGGGGCGAUACGUGUAGCCUGAUGAGAGUGGAAGUGAAGCAUGCGGGAUUGAUAUUGAAUGCACUCAACGAACUUGGUAUUCUUUCCUGGUAUCAGGGCAAGCUGGUCGAGGGCGAAAACAUUUUGCAAUACGCAUUACAAGAAAGCGAGCUAGCAUUCUGCCCAGAGUAUGAACUCACAAUAAGGAUAGUUGACACUCUGGGUAUAGUCUAUGCAGAACAGGGCAAACUAGCCGAGGCCGAAUUAAUGCAUCAGCGCGCACUACAAGGAAGGGAGAAGGCUCUCGGUCCAGAGCAUAGAGACACGCUUGGCACGGUUAGUAACCUGGGAGUGCUCUAUAAGGAUCAAGGUAAACUCGCUGAGGCCGAGCUGAUGUUGCAGCGCGCACUGCAAGGAAGGGAGAAGGCUCUCGGUCUAGAGCAUAGAGACACGCUUAGCACGGUUAAUAACCUGGGAGUGCUCUAUGAGGAUCAAGGUAAACUCGCUGAGGCCGAGCUGAUGUAUGAGCGCGCCCUACAAGGAAAGGAGAAGGGUCUCGGUCUAGAGCAGAGGGACACGCUUAGAACCGUUCAUAACCUAGGAUUACUCUAUCAUAAUCAGGGUAAACUCGCUGAGGCCGAGCUAAUGUACCAGCGCGCACUGCAAGGAUACGAAAAGACACUCGGUUCGGGAGAUGUUGGAACUCACAAGCAGGCGCUGGAUGCCAUAUACAAUUUGGGCGAUCUCUACGAGCGUCAGGGCAAGCUGGCAGAGGCAAAGGAGAUGUUUACACGAGCUUUGGUCGGGUAUCAAACCGUUUUUGAGCUGUCCCAUCCUAAGUGUCAACACGCUAGCUGGCGCAUUGAAUCUCUAGGGGAAAAUCAAGGUACAAUGAAUACAUUCCGCUUCUGCCGUUGA